UGUUUCCAGGAUCAUCCAGGCGGUGUUCCAUCUUCACUGCCCGCGCGUGAGGUCCUGAUGAACAAGGUUGUGCAUGCUGGAGCUUAUUUUCACGCUCUCUCCCUGUCCUUCGCGAAUGCGGGGGCGGAAGCUUUCCCGGUGAUCACCACAGACCCCCAUCGGAUCAAAUUCAAUAACAUAAGUACCGGGCCGCCAAUAUGACCUCUCCGGUGUUCCAAAACAGUCCACAAGUCACCAUCCAUCUUAUCAGGCCUCGUAUGCUUCAUCAGCACCGCGCAAAGUUCAUGUCCGCUCAAGAUCUGACGGGUCGACAAGUCGCAGAUGGGCGUUGACACAUGGUCAUCACUCUGCUCUAAUCGCGGUGAAACAGACGAUCUGGUAUGCUGCAGUGGGCUGUCCCGAUCGUUGGCUCGCUUUGCGGUCGUCGCCGGCCCAUCUCAAACGCUCCGAGUUUCUCGCCGAGUGCCUCCAAUGACGGCUGCCCCGAUGUUGCUAAACGACAGCUCGAAGCCGUCUAGUACGCAAUCUAUCCUGCCCUGUGAUCUGCGAGUCAAGGGGUUGCUUCGGAACCGUCCAAGACGUGGUGUUAUCUUGUCUGUCAAAAUGAACGCUGCGUUCUUGUUGGCGCCGGCGCGCGGGGCUGCGCUCGACGACUGGAAGAUAAAACCGUACUCUCCGGCAGUUCUCGAGUCAGAUCCUCAGGUGCAGCACCCAGCACCUCGUCGCACAGCACGGUCACGUGUUGUCUGAGUCCAUUGGCAGCGGGCUGCGGCACUUGUUAUUAAGCUCGAAUGAGUGCCGCUGGUGGCCCUGCUUCCCCGGGAAGCAAUCCUCCAGAUUCGUUCCGUCCAGAAUGGCUAUCCCCUGGUGCGAACAAAGCCUGAAACAGCUCAAACGCGUGGCGCUCUCCUCGGCAUCUUUCAAUGGUUCCACUACAAAAGGAUAUUCAGGCAACGGUAUGCUUCGCUAGCGUAGUCCCUAUGAUCCCUAUAUCUCUGCGUGCUCCUAGGGAGCUUUGAUGUCCCAACCUAUAUGUACGCUUUCCGUAUCUCGUAGCGCAUCAAAGAAACAGGGCAAUCGGACGAGAUAUGUGAGAAGGGAUCAGCGUGCUCGAUCCGGAGACUAAAAGCAGCAUGAAACGUUCUUGACAGACAAGAAACUCGAUGAUCAGCGUCGCUAGGUGUGGCUUAUGUCAGCAUUGUUCUGCUCAGCAGUGUUGCCCUCUACUAGUGAGUGCGCUAUCCACCUCUGCAUAGCCUGGUGCGCCCGAGCAUCCGACAGUGAUGUCAGUGGUGGCAGCAAAUGCUAUGGAUCCGCCGCCUUCGCCGGGAACGCCCACUCACUUUGCGACUGCCCCUCGCUCCUUCGUAUCUGCCCUUCGCGGGCAGAACACCGCCUUUCCUUCGACGCCGACGACCUCAAUGAACGCGUACUUCGAUCCCCCACCGAAUACACCGUAUUCCGACUUUAUCCGUACUUGGACCGAUGCCCACGUUGCACGGUGGUUGUCCGAUAUCAAAUGCGCCAGUCAUGCCGCUACUUUCCGCGCAAACGAUAUACGAGGCGACAUUAUUUUGGAGUUGGAUCAGACCACACUGCAGGAAUUGGGCGUCAACAGCAUCGGGGAUCGUCUGCGAAUCAUUAAUGCUGUCAAGUCACUUCGUAUGCGUGCUGCGGGCCGCCCGCCCGCAACGCCUAUCAUCGAAUCCGUUCGCUCGAGUCCGCGUCUCGACAUCUCUCCGGAGCCUUCGGUGCUGAAGCAGGAGCGGACAGAGACAUCACCCACCACACGGCUUGGGAAAAAUCGGCUGGAAAGCGGACGGCCGGCGCCAUUGCAGCUCGGGCAAACCACGGCGCGCAGCGAUCUCCCUCGUCUUGUUCGGGAACAACAGCCACCUGAUUCUGCUCGGCUGGCAUCGAGCAGCACCACCCCGGUGCGGCCGCUGCCGCAGCCUAUCGGACCGAGCAAGUCGCGAUCGAAUCUACCCCCACUUCCACCGCCUCCAAAUGGGACACCACCCCCGCCUCCCCCCGUGCGACAGCCUAACCGCCCUGGGACGCUGAACAAUACCCCGGUCAGCUCCACAGGUCGGAAGACGCCGGAUCCUGCGCCCGCAUAUAGUGCGUCCCAAGGCGCAUUACUUACGCCGUCAUCAGCAACACAUUGGACAGGACUUCAUCUUCCCGCGAAUCCCCGGCCCGACAAUGCUGGCGGCGGCCGGCCUGCACCCAUUGGGCGGACUGCGUCGCCUCUGUCCAAUAAACCGACGCGGGGGACCAUCCCCUUUGGUUCCAAAAACGGCAAUGCUGGAGCUUCCACGUCCAGCCCCAAACGCGGGCCUCCGUACUCCAGCAAUUUACAGACACCGGCUUCCCUUCUCAACAAUGGCCUGUCCCCUAUCGAAGAAACGUUUUCGCAGCGGAAUCCGGCUACGCCGUCCUCGUCGUCGUCGCUUUCUCUCGAUGAUCUUCGUCGAAAGUUGGUCCGGUUUUUGUAUCCUGACGAUGGCCGGCAACUCACAGUCGAUGUCGGAUCAUGUGUCAAUGGGAUUGAGGUUCUGGAACGGGUCCUCAAGAAAUUCAGCAAGUCGCGACCCGCCGGAGAGCCCGUUGAUGUACGGCAAACUCCUGGCGGGGGACUGAGUGUGGAUGGCUGGGGUAUCUUCUUGGACAAGAAGACUGGGGUACCUCUGAGUGAGGCGGAAGUACUGUCAGUGUGCCAUGCUCCACCGAAUCAUCCUGUGCGGGAGCACGGUCUCACCCUCCAGCGCACUGGACUCUACCCCGAAUCGACAUCUGACGGCAAGUCUCUUGGCUUGACAAGCAAAGCUACGAAACGGGCAAGCUCCAUCAGCGUGCUCAGCGGUCUCGGGGUCCAUGAUCCCGAGCGAGCGCUGGAUCCACCAUCUCCCACCAGCGGGCGCGAGAGCCCGCAACUCGCUCCCCCGCAAACGCCUCCAGGCAAGAAGCGACCCGGCAAACUGCACAACUUCUUCGGCCAACGGCCUCCCAGCGAGCUCAUUACCGAUCACCUGACCCAGUACUUCCCGAUGACCGACAAGAAAGUGCUGGCGCGUACAGCGAGACAGAGCAUGAUCUUCCGCGCUUCUUCGCGGCCCAAGCGCGAAAGCGGUGCCUCGUGGAACCCACCCCCGGUCCCUAACCGCAUGUCAUUCUCGUCGCAGUCCCGGCCCAGCACCGAGUACGCAGCGGAGGAUAUCCCCCGGGUGUCUCUCUCCACGGACGACGGGCAGUCGAUCGACUUGGCCGAUGUGCCCAAGUUGACUGCGCAUCCCCAGCUCUUGCCACCGAUUCCUUUCCCGUCCGAAACUCCCGCCGAUUCCAUCGAGGCCUUCGCAGAGGACGACAACAAACGGCCCAAACGAACGUUAUCCGUCGCGUCUUCCGCGUCUGGCUCCAGGCGCCUCAGCUUCAUGACCGAGAUGCGCAGCAAACGUGACCGGUCGGACACUGCCAGCCUGCUCACCGUCGACGAGAUCACCGCCGAUUUAGCAACGGAAGAACGUGCAGACGACGAAUGGACGAAAGUGGACCCAGAGACUGCCGAGGGGACACUGAUCGACGCAGCCCCCGAGACAUUGGUUGCAGAGGAGCUCGUGAAGGAUGAGGGUGAAGCUCCAGAGGUGGAUGUGGAUGAAGACGAAGUUGAGACGUGCGAGAUGGACGAUGAGGAGGUGGACGACGAUGAGGAAGAUGACGAUGAGGAAAUGGACGAAGAUGAUGACAAGCCUCAAGCCAACAAGUGGAUCAAGGGUGCACUCAUCGGUGCUGGAUCAUUUGGGAAAGUCUAUCUUGGCAUGGACGCUUCUACCGGCCUCUUGAUGGCUGUGAAACAAGUCGAGCUGCCGACGGGUACUGCGCCGAAUCAAGAACGCAAAAAGUCGAUGCUCAGCGCUCUGGAACGCGAAAUCGAGCUUCUGAAAGAUCUGCAGCAUGAAAACAUCGUGCAGUAUCUAUACUCGUCUCUCGACGAUGAUUUCCUGAACAUCUUUCUGGAGUAUGUCCCUGGUGGCUCAGUGGCCGCCCUGCUGCGCAACUACGGAGCUUUCGAGGAGCCGUUGGUCAAGAACUUUGUGCGGCAGAUCCUCCAAGGCCUCAACUACCUGCAUGAGCGGGACAUCAUCCACCGGGACAUCAAGGGAGCGAACAUCCUCGUCGACAACAAAGGCGGGAUCAAGAUCUCCGACUUUGGAUCUCCAAGAAGGUCGAAGACAGUGCGUGUCGUGGUAGUUGCUCUAGUAGAUUCCAGCGUUGAUGGCAUGGCAGAUCUGCUCACGGGCAACCGCAUGCACCGGCCCUCGCUGCAGGGUUCCGUGUUCUGGAUGGCACCUGAAGUGGUCAAGCAAAGCGCGCACACCCAGAAAGCGGAUAUCUGGAGUGUGGGCUGCCUGCUUGUGGAGAUGUUGACGGGAGAACACCCGUGGGCGACGCUGACCCAGAUGCAAGCCAUUUUCAAGAUUGGCUCCUCUGCUAAGCCGACUGUCCCGUCGGACAUCUCGAGUGAUGCUCAAGAUUUCUUGAUGCGCACGUUCGAGCUCAAUCACGAGGCACGUCCAUCCGCGAUGGAGUUGCUUCAACACCCGUGGAUCGGGAAGAAGCCGUCAGGAAAGAAGGGAGCGCAGACGCUUGCGAUGGUCGAGGCCGCGGCCUGACACAUGCUGUUUAUUUUUGCUAUCAUAUAAUGAAGUAUUUGGAUUUGGACCCCCAUCUGUACCAUACGCAGGUCUCUCUCUCUCUACGAAGAAGACAGAAUUAAACUGUAGAAUAGUGGUUCAUUCGUCUGCACCUCGUUUGCGUUUCCCAGAUGACGACGACGAGCUCUCUUUUGCGGAAGACGCCUUAGCUUUGGGUCCCCAAUUUGGCGGAUUCUCUGGGUACCGCACAAACUUCAGGCGGGAGAUAUAUUUGUGGGCGUCUGGGUGGGUCGCGAAAUUGGCCUCCGAUCUGUCGACCCGCAGUCGGUUAGCUUGACUCUUCAACACAAGAAACAUCACGCACUGGAUUUCCCGGUUAAGCAGCCUCAGUGCGGGCGAACCCGGCGCAAACCUGUCGCUGCGGACGGGAUGUGUGUUGAUCCAACUGCGGUAUAUAUCAAACAGCUCUCCGCGAGUGGCGCUGGUCUUGAUGGAGCCAGCGCUGGCGUGGGACCGCGCGACUUGGUGACCGCCAUGCAGCAACGCAGAGCUGUAAGGAGUUGAGGUCCCUGGAUCUCAUAUGAGG
Messenger RNA from Mycena citricolor, 5241 nucleotides. NCBI's taxonomy places the organism in Eukaryota, Fungi, Basidiomycota, Agaricomycetes, Agaricales, Mycenaceae. The record is from the annotation of a GenBank genome assembly.